AUGCCAGUUACCCCUUCAAUCCUGCCCCAUCAACCUGCUCUCAUAUACCAGAGUUACCCCUUCAAUCCUGCCCCAUCAACUUGUUCUAUUAUCCCAGUUACCUUCAAUCCUGCCCCAUCAACCUGCUCUAAUAUCAUCACUCACAUCUACCUUUCCAUCUCAGGUGGAGCGGGAUGCUGCUUACAGAUCACUGGCAUUAAAGCUCCUAGACUCGUCCUCACUGGGGAGCGUGUCCACCUGUCGUGCUCCUUCAGACUUGAUGGCGACACACUCUACUCUCUCACCUGGUGGAAAGACGACAAGAUCUUCUACAGAUUUAUUCCCAAGAGCAGCCCACCAGGUGCUGUCUUCCCUCUACCUGGCAUCACUGUUGAUGAGAGAAUCUCCAGCCUACAUCAGGUGACACUAUCACAGGUAGACCACCGCGCCUCGGGGAAGCUGCGCUGCGAAGUCCUGGGUGACUCGCCUAACUUUGAACAAGACACCAUGGACUCUAACAUCACCGUCAUAGCUAAGCCUGAGAGUGGGCCCAGCUUGACCGGGGUCCAGGGGCCCUAUACCGUGGGCCACUUACUACUAGUCAACUGUUCCUCACCCUUCUCGUACCCUCCCACUACCCUCACCUGGCACAUAAAUGGUCACCAGGUGAGUCUUGUUAAGAAAUAUGAGGUUGAAAAUUGUCAAAGCCUUGUUAGUGAUAUUUCUGAUAAGUCAGAGACAAAUGAUCAGUCUCCAGAUCAAAUAAUUUUUGACAUUAAUCAGUAUAAUUACACAAAUAUUGAAAACUGA
Cherax quadricarinatus is the source of this 789-nucleotide messenger RNA. NCBI's taxonomy places the organism in Eukaryota, Metazoa, Arthropoda, Malacostraca, Decapoda, Parastacidae. The record is from RefSeq and is a predicted model, not a curated record.